GUUUUCUGAUUUGCUGCUUCCUCCUCCCACUGAGUGUCUCUUCUGGAGGCCAGGGUGGGAGGUAGAAGAGGAUGGCCAUGGAGAUCAGUGCCCAGAGUAGACAGCGUGCCAUUGGGCAAGAGGAGUACAACCUGUACAGCAGCCUGGGCGAGGAUGAGCUGGUCCAGAUGGCCAUCGAGCAGAGCCUGGCUGACAAGACAAGGGGCGCCACCACUACUGAGGCUGCCGUGUCUGCUCGUGCUAACUGCCCACCCGCCCAUUUCUACCCGUGGACCAGGUCCGCUGCACCGCCUGAGAGCCCACCGGCCUCGGCCCACUUGGGCUUGUUCCAGGGGGUCAUGCAGAGGUACAACAGCAGAUUGUUGAAGACCUCCCAACCGGUGGACCCCAUGCUGCAGGCCAUCAAGGAGGGCGAUGAGGAGGCUCUGAAGGCCAGAAUCAAGGCAGGGGAGAGCCUGGCCGAGCCCAACAAGGAGGGCUGGUUGCUGCUGCACGAAGCCGCCUACUACGGCCAGCUGGGCUGCCUGAAGGUCCUGCUUCGAGCAUAUCCGGCAACCGUGGACCAGCGCACCCUGCAGGAGGAAACGGCCCUCUACCUGGCAACGUGCAGGGGACACUUGGACUGCCUCCUGUGGCUGUUGCAGGCUGGGGCAGAGCCUGACAUCUCCAACAAGGCCCGAGAGACACCGCUCUAUAAAGCCUGCGAGCGCAAGAAUGUGGACGCAGUGAGGAUUCUGGUGCAGUACAAUGCGGACACCAACCAUCGCUGCAACCGAGGUUGGACAGCUCUGCACGAGUCCGUCUCGCGCAAUGACCUGGAGGUCAUGGAGAUCCUGGUGAGCAGAGGCGCCAAGGUGGAAUCCAAGAAUGCCUACGGCAUCACCCCGCUGUUCGUGGCCGCCCAGAGUGGGCAGCUGGAGGCCCUAAGGUUCCUGGCCAAGCAUGGUGCCGACAUCAACACACAGGCCAACGACAACGCGUCCGCCCUCUACGAGGCCUGCAAGAACAACCACGAGGAGGUGGUGGAGUUUCUGCUGUCACAGGGUGCUGAUGCCAACAAGACCAACAAGGAUGGCCUGCUGCCCCUGCACAUGGCCGCCAAGAAGGGCAGCUACAGGAUCGUGCAGAUGCUGCUGCCGGUGACGAGCCGCACGCGCGUGCGCCGCAGCGGCAUCAGUCCGCUGCACCUGGCGGCCGAGCGCAACCACGACGCGGUGCUCGAGGGGCUGCUGAGCGCCGGCUUCGACGUGAACGCACCGCUGGCACCCGAGCGCGCGCGCCUCUACGAGGACCGGCGCACCUCUGCGCUCUACUUCGCCGUGGUCAACAACAACGUGCACGCCACCGAGAUGCUCCUGCUGGCCGGCGCCGACCCCAACCGCGACAUCCUCAACCCGCUGCUCGUGGCCAUCCGCCACGGCUGCCUGCGCACCAUGCAGCUGCUGCUGGACCACGGCGCCAACAUCGACGCCUACAUCGCCACGCACCCCACCGCCUUUCCCGCCACCAUCAUGUUCGCCAUGAGGUACCUGUCGCUGCUCAAGUUCCUCAUGGACCUCGGCUGCGACGGCGAGCCCUGCUUCUCGUGCCUCUACGGCAACGGCCCGCACCCGCCGGCCGCCGCGCGCUCCAGCCGCUUCAGCGAUUCGCCCACCACGGUCAAGGAGCCCAGCGUGGUGCAGUUCUGCGAGAUCCUCUCGGCCCCGGAGGUGAGCCGCUGGGCAGGGCCCAUCAUUGAUGUGCUCCUGGACUAUGUGGGCAACGUGCAGCUCUGCUCGAGGCUGAAGGAGCACAUCGACAGCUUCGAGGACUGGGCCGUUAUCAAGGAGAAGGCAGAACCUCCGAGACCCCUGGCUCACCUUUGCCGUCUGCGGGUGCGGAAGGCCGUUGGGAAAUGCCGGAUAAAACUCCUAGACACAUUGCCGCUGCCAGGCAGGCUGAUUAGAUACCUGAAGUACGAGAGCAGCCAGUAA
This is a messenger RNA of Trichechus manatus latirostris (Florida manatee), 1973 nucleotides long. It is a transcript of the gene ASB2, whose product is annotated as ankyrin repeat and SOCS box containing 2. Gene Ontology annotation, molecular function: protein binding. Gene Ontology annotation, biological process: protein ubiquitination; ubiquitin-dependent protein catabolic process; intracellular signal transduction. Lineage: Eukaryota; Metazoa; Chordata; Mammalia; Sirenia; Trichechidae. Gene Ontology annotation, cellular component: ubiquitin ligase complex. The record is from RefSeq and is a predicted model, not a curated record. Bases 72 to 1973 code for a protein of 633 amino acids. The transcript has 9 exons.